Messenger RNA from Entelurus aequoreus (snake pipefish), 4766 nucleotides. It is a transcript of the gene pfkla, whose product is annotated as phosphofructokinase, liver a. Gene Ontology annotation, biological process: canonical glycolysis; fructose 1,6-bisphosphate metabolic process; fructose 6-phosphate metabolic process. Gene Ontology annotation, cellular component: membrane; 6-phosphofructokinase complex; cytoplasm. Gene Ontology annotation, molecular function: monosaccharide binding; identical protein binding; 6-phosphofructokinase activity. The coding region runs from base 197 to 2536 and encodes 779 amino acids. The record is from RefSeq and is a predicted model, not a curated record. Lineage: Eukaryota; Metazoa; Chordata; Actinopteri; Syngnathiformes; Syngnathidae. The transcript has 22 exons.
UAUGUUUGAAAGGCCAAUAGCAGGAAAGUACUUCCGGGCGGCACGGGUUACCUAAACCAUUCGCCUUUGGAAGGGGGGGGCAGAGUCAAUUUCUGGAGCGAUUACACACUGAGGAAGUGACCCCCUUUGGACCAGUGGGUACACUUGUAUCACCAUUUUUACUAACUAAUUCCUUGUCGAGACGCCAAAUAUCAAAAUGUCGAUGGACCUGGAGAAGUUGAAGAUGACGGGAGCAGGCCGAGCUAUAGCGGUGCUCACUAGCGGCGGCGAUGCACAAGGGAUGAAUGCUGCUGUGCGGGCUGUGACCAGAAUGGGAAUCUAUGUUGGAGCCAAUGUCUACCUUAUCUAUGAGGGUUAUCAGGGCCUAGUAGAUGGUGGCGAUAACAUCAAACUAGCACACUGGCAAAGUGUGACCAACAUCAUCCAGCUGGGCGGGACGGUGAUUGGCAGCGCGCGAUGCAAGGCCUUCAUGUGCCGAGAUGGGAGGCUGGCUGCCGCAUUCAACCUGGUGAAAAGAGGCAUCACCAACCUGUGCGUGUGCGGCGGCGACGGCAGCCUCACCGGAGCCAACAUCUUUCGCAGCGAAUGGAGCAGCUUGCUGGAAGAACUCGUGCAGAAAGGGAGGAUAACGAACGAGCUGGCAAAGCAGCAUGGCUACCUCAACAUAGUGGGGCUGGUGGGCUCCAUAGACAACGACUUCUGUGGCACUGACAUGACCAUCGGAGCAGACUCUGCACUGCAUCGCAUCAUGGAGAUCAUUGACGCCAUCAUGACCACUGCACAAAGCCAUCAGCGCACGUUUGUCCUGGAAGUCAUGGGGCGUCACUGCGGUUAUCUGGCUUUGGUGUCCGCACUGGCAUCCGGUGCCGAUUGGCUCUUCAUCCCAGAAGCCCCUCCUAAGGACGGUUGGGAGGAUCGCAUGUGUGACCGUCUAGAGGCGAGUCGUAUUAAAGGGUCCAGACUCAACAUUAUAAUUGUUGCAGAAGGAGCUGUUGACAUCCACGGCAAGCCGAUCUCUUCCGCUUUUCUCAAAGAUCUGGUGGUAAAGCGGUUGAAUUAUGACACCCGAGUCACCGUACUUGGACACGUUCAGCGGGGAGGAACGCCCUCUGCGUUUGACAGGAUACUGAGCAGUAAAUUAGGCGUGGACGCAGUCGUCGCGCUAAUGGAGGCGUCUCCCGACACGCCAGCUUGCGUCAUCGGCCUCUCAGGGAACCAGGCGGUGCGUCUUCCUCUUAUGGAGUGUGUGGAGAUGACAAAGUUGGUGCAGACGGCCAUGAAUGAGAGGAGGUUUGAUGAGGCUGUUAAACUGCGUGGGGGGAGUUUUGAGAACAACUGGAACAUCUACAAGCUCCUUGCCUUCCAGAAGCCUGCCCAGUUUCAGAGCAAUUUCUCUCUGGCUGUCCUGAACGUUGGCGCCCCCGCAGCAGGGAUGAACGCGGCAGUGAGGUCGGCGGUGAGAUUAGCGCUUUCUCAUGGACACAAGGUCUACGCUGUUCACAACGGCUUCCAGGGCUUUGCCAACGGAGAGGUGUCAGAGAUGCAGUGGCACAAUGUGGCAGGAUGGACUGGCCAAGGGGGAUCGCUGUUGGGGACUAAAAGAACCCUUCCUAGCAAACACAUGGAGAGAAUUGUGGAGAACAUCGCCAAGUACAACAUCUCAGCCCUGCUUGUCGUUGGGGGAUUCGAGGCCUACCGAGGAGUAUUGGAGCUCUUUGAAGCCCGAGGUCGUUACGAUGAGCUGUGCAUCCCCAUGUGUGUUAUUCCUGCUACCAUCAGCAACAACGUGCCCGGAACGGACUUCAGUCUGGGAGCCGACACCGCUGUCAAUGCCGCCAUGGAGGGCUGUGACAAGAUAAAGCAAUCUGCCUCCGGGACAAAGCGGCGCGUGUUUGUGGUGGAAACGAUGGGGGGCUACUGCGGUUACCUAGCGACCUGCACUGGGAUAGCUGUGGGCGCUGAUGCAGCCUACAUCUUUGAGGACCCCUUUAACAUCCAUGACUUGAAGACCAAUGUAGAGCAUCUAACAGAGAAAAUGAAGAAGGACAUCCAGCGGGGGCUCGUAUUGAGGAAUGAAAAAUGCCACGAACACUACACUACAGAGUUCCUCCACAAGCUGUAUUCAGCCGAAGGGAAGGACAUUUUUGACUGUCGGGUCAACGUGUUGGGUCACCUCCAACAGGGGGGGGCGCCGUCGCCUUUUGACAGAAAUUACGGCACCAAGCUGGGAGUGAAAGCCAUCCAGUGGAUAAGUGAGAAAUUGACCGAAAACUUCCGACAAGGUCGCGUCUUUGCCAACUCGCCAGACUCCGCGUGCGUCCUCGGCCUCAACAGGAAGGUUGUAGCAUUUAGCCCCGUCACUACACUCAAGGACGCCACCGACUUUGAGCACCGGAUGCCCAAAGUCCAGUGGUGGUUCAACCUGCGGCCCAUGCUGAAGAUGUUGGCAAAAUACCAAACCAGCUUCUGCGAAUAUGUGCCAGGAGAGAUCGAGCAUGUGACACGUCGCUCUAUCAGCAUUGACUCUGGCUUCUAGGUGCUCCCACAUUGCACUAAGCACUUUUAAAACUUUAAGUUUUUACAUGCCUGCUUUUUUUUUUUUUUAUCAGCUACAUUGGCUAGUCGGAUUCAGUCUGUGCUCACUGUUUUUUGUAAUGGACUACUGCUAUUGUUUAUUUAAUGAGGCCUUCAGUACAACACAGGUUUGAUUACAGCAGAACCCUUAAAGCAGAGAUCUUCAACAGGGGGUCUUGGACCCCUAGGGGGUACACCGAGGUACUGCAGGAGGGGUUGUGACUUUUUUGGUUGAUUGGACUUUAAAAAGCAGUUUUUUAUAUUUCCCCCACAACUUUUCCACAAAUUUAAAAGACACAUUAAUAUUGAUAGAACACACUGUAGUGAACAGAUACAUGGGGGAAGAAAACAAUUUUCAGUCCGCAGUGCACACAUUCAGCAGUAGAGCACCCGUUUAUUCACCUGUCCCUUCUAUGACAAUGACACACCCCUAUCGCUGCUGUGCUAAUCACAAGGCUCUGUCAGAUAGGCUGCGAUCCUAAGGGUUUUGCUUGAUUGACCUGCUCAGUGGCCUAAUGGUUAGAGUGUCCGCCCUGAGAUCAGUAGGUCGUGAGUUCAAACCCCGGCCGAGUCAUACCAAAGACUAUAAAAAUAAGACCCAUUACCUCCCUGCUUGACACUCAGCAUCAAGGGUUGGAAUUGGGGGUUUAAUCACCAAAAAUGAUUCCCGGGCGCGGCCGCUGCUGCUGCUCACUGCUCCACUCACCUCCCAGGGUGUGAUCAAGGGUGAUGGGUCAAAUGCAGAGAAUAAUUUCGCCACACCUAGUGUGUGUGUUUGACAAUCAUGAGUACUUUAACUUCUUUAACUUUAACUUUUGAUAUGUGACGUGACAAAAAAAACAAGACAGAUAAGCCUACCCUACAUCUCAGAAACUGCAGGUUAACAAGGUACCUUUUUAGCACCAGUUUUAUUUCAAACACAUUUUUGGGAAAUAGCGUUAAGUACCUUAAACAAGCGCAAUGUAUAACCCAUUUACCAUUUAGAAUAUAUAUAACUGAAUUAGUCUGUUUGCAGAGUCAAAUCAGAAAGCCUUUUACUAUACGAACAAAUCUUCAAGUAACAUUUUAACAUUCUUCACUGUCUUAAAUGUAUAAAAUAAGUCAACUGCUUUUGAAAUAACUUGUAAAAAAAUAUACAUAUUGUACAUAGAAGAAAGACACAUGCACCACUUUCAAAAUUACGCGGCCGCUACAUAGCAGUGAGUUCUAUGGUUGUCAUCACACUUUUUCCUCUUUUCCAUCACUUGUAUCUUUCCGCGGCAGCAUCACAAAACCAUGAAAAAGUCUUAUAAAGGUGGUUCGACCAGUAGAUAAUGGUGACUUUUUACAGAAAACGUUCACAGCAUUUGAAUUUAGAGGUUUCACUGUAUUCUUGAUGUUAAAGUGCAUUGAAUUUCAUUGUAAAAAAAAACAUGAAUGCAGUAGUGUUAAAAUGUGUUUUAAAUUACUGAAUCAAUAAUGAAUAAGAGGCAAAAGUGUAAUAAUGCUGUUUAUCCAUGUUGUAACAUCCUCAUCCUAAAAGGGUCCAUUCAUUUUACACUAAAAUGUUGUUAAUUUAAGAUGUUGUGUACUUAAAUAUUUACACGCUGUGAGACUGAACGCUGAUCUUCGUAAGUAGUUAAUCAAACAGAUUAGAGGAUAUAACCAUGCAUUUAAUUACAUAUUUAAAACGUGCAAACAGAUGGCUUCAUUAAAAAGGUGACGCAACAGUGUUGAAAUAUUCUCAUCAUGGAAAGAAAUGUGUUUAUAAAUGGUGAAAAGCAAACCGCUACCACUUCACAGAACCACAAAAGUGAUAUUUUACAAUAAACUCUUUUUUUUUUUUUAAAUCAUUUCUGAACACUGCUCUAAACUUUGUAAGCAAACUUACAACACUCUUUAAAAGUUGAAUGAAAAGGGAAACUCAUCUGUGGUCUUCUCCUUGUUAGCCGAGGGGCUCUUGGAGGAGAAGGCGAACUGGAAGUCCUCACUUUGCUCUGCUUGGUUGAACAGGAAGUCCAGGCCUGCAGAGACACGCUUUAACAUUUAGUUCAAAGCAGGUAACACAGUAAGAAUGUUUAGAUUUGAUACUUACCACCUGACUUUGGCUCCUCCAUGUUUUUCUGAAAACAGAAAGCAAAUGCUUUUGUGUGUUUUUUUUUGCAAUUGAAAAUCAAAUAGGACAAGCUUAUACCUUCUCGCUGAAAAAAGAG